CCAUCACCAAAUUAUUAAUCAAAGUCCUUGGGUUUGAUCAUCUCUCUUUCUUUCAUGGAAGCAAAGCUAAUUGUAGAAAACAAGACCCUUAUUUUCUCAACUGGGUAUGGAAGGAGACGUGACAUGCAGAAGCAGAAACACUCACCUUCUAUUGUGGCUGUAGCGACAAGGCCGGCGACAACGAUCACCGAAAACGUUGAUGAUCGGAGGAGAGUUACGAGCUCAAAGAAUAGUACUACUACUGUUUACAACGAUAACUGGUUCGACCGUCUUGCCACUCGCCAUCUCUCCCGUAGUGUCCAAGAUACGACAGGGUUGAGAAACAAUAAGGAUGGAUACGAGGGAUUGGUGGAGGCAGUAAGGGUGGUAUCGAAAAACUUUAAUCCAACCCAACAAAGUGAACUUGUGAUUCAAGCUCUUGACAAAGCCUUUCCAAGGCCUAUCCUCUCCCUGAUGAGAACAAUGCUAUCGCAAUCUAAAUUCACAAGGGAAUUUUUUGCCACCUUCACUACCAUAUUUUUUGCUUGGCUUGUCGGUCCAUGCGAGGUAAGGGAGAUGGAAUUCGACGGAAGCAGAGAGAAGAAUGUAGUCCACAUAAAGAAAUGCAGAUUUUUAGAGGAGUCCAAUUGUGUCGGAAUGUGCAUCAACCUUUGCAAGAUCCCGUCUCAAAAGUUCAUUAACGACUCCUUGGGAAUGCCAGUAAACAUGGUCCCUAAUUUUGAUGAUAUGAGUUGUGAGAUGAUAUUCGGUCAGUGUCCUCCCGCGCCAGAGAAUGAUCCAGCACUUGGGCAACCAUGCUAUAAACUAUGUAAAGCAAAGCAAAAGCACAGCACAAACUGCUCCAGCUAA
This is a messenger RNA of Cornus florida, 849 nucleotides long. Its product is annotated as beta-carotene isomerase D27, chloroplastic. NCBI's taxonomy places the organism in Eukaryota, Viridiplantae, Streptophyta, Magnoliopsida, Cornales, Cornaceae. The transcript is spliced from 7 exons. The record is from RefSeq and is a predicted model, not a curated record. The coding region runs from base 55 to 849 and encodes 264 amino acids. Gene Ontology annotation, molecular function: iron ion binding.